AUGGGUAAUGAUGGAGGAAGUAUUGCUGGAAGAGCAGAAUUAGUUAAAUUAAAGAAGCCAGAGAAAAGAGUAGAGAGCCUUUUAGUUGCAAAAGUAUGAUAUCAUAGUGAUGAUAGUAAAGAGCUUAAUUUUGUUCAAUAACCAAAGAAAGAUUAAGAAAACCAAUUGCUUGUUGUAGAGUUGGAUACCUAUACAAUUACGAUUCCUUAUUAAAGGCAUUCAUGGAAAAGAAAAUUCCUCAAGAAUUAAAGCAUUUAUAAAAUGUAUAUUUUCAAAUCUAUAUUAGAUUAAAAAAAUAAAAAAAUUGAAUAUUACAGAAAAUCCAGAUUAAAAUAAUGAGUUUCCUUUUGUUUGUCCAAUUAGUUAAAAAGCAUUAAAUGGAAAAGAAAAGUAUUUAAUAAUUUUUAAAUAGAUUCUAAGCAUUAUGGACAUGUGGUUGUGUUUUUAAUGAGAAAUUAAUUAAGGAUUUAAAAAUAAAAGAGUUAAAAUGUCCUAUUUGUAAUAAGCCAUACACAGAGAAAGAUAUAGUUUAGUAAUUUAAUAAUAAUUAUUUUAGAUUAUGCCCAACUAAUGAAGAAGCAGAAAUAAAAAAAGCAUAAUUGUAUUAAGAAAUUGAAUAAAAAGAAAAAUCAAAAGUAGAACAAAAAUAAUAAUGUAAAGUUUCUCAAACUGUUGAGGUUCUAGAAUCACAAUAAAAAAAAAAAGUAUGUACAGAAGAGCGCAAAUAAAUGAAACAAGCAAUAGAGAACAAUAAACUAUAGAUUCUCCAAAAUUAAAGUUAAGAUCUAAAUAAAAAUGAGAGUAAAAUUUAUUAAUUAAUUUAGUUUAUUAAUCCUUAUUUCAUCAAUAACAUAAACUUGAAGAUAAUCUCUUUACUAGAAAUGUGAGAUUUGGUAAUAGAUGA
Molecule: messenger RNA, 904 nt
Organism: Paramecium primaurelia
Lineage: Eukaryota; Ciliophora; Oligohymenophorea; Peniculida; Parameciidae
Source: the annotation of a GenBank genome assembly